Molecule: messenger RNA, 2467 nt
Organism: Rhopilema esculentum
Lineage: Eukaryota; Metazoa; Cnidaria; Scyphozoa; Rhizostomeae; Rhizostomatidae
Product: protein Wnt-11b-2
Biological process (GO): neuron differentiation; canonical Wnt signaling pathway; multicellular organism development
Cellular component (GO): extracellular region
Molecular function (GO): frizzled binding; cytokine activity
Source: RefSeq, a predicted model, not a curated record
AUGAGUUUGGCGGUCGCAGGGUCAUGAUAGUUCAAAGAGGCUCCUUUCCCUGCAUGAAAGAUGAUCACCCGCACACACGUCCAUCUUGAUUAAUUGCACCGAUGUGAGACAGUUGGUUAAAUGCAGCGUUUUAACUCGCCAGUCAGUCUGAAACAUAACGAAACGGAGGCGAAUACAGCUGGGAAUCGCUGGAGAAUAAUUGCGUGGCCCAGCUUAUUACACGUCUACGCUUGGCUUUGUUCUGUAUUUGCAGUGGUAAUCUCCUUGUGGAAUCUUGUUAGCCAACGUCAAGUACACAAGCUGCUGUGAUAAUCAAAGAGUCAGCCACUGGUACCCUUUGAGCUUUAAACAAUAAAGGAGGUUUUAUCACAUCUAGAGGUUUUAUUCCUGAUGUGGAUAAAGAUGCAUACUGCUCUUGCUAUCUUCGUUUCUUGGGUGAUUUUCAUUAGUGAUGUUUACACGAUCAAGUGGCUAUCACUCAAUGUUGCGGAAGAUUAUGCAUGGAAGAGGUCAGAUUGCACUAAAGAAAAUCUGAAUGGAAGAUUGGCUCGUUUCUGCAGAAAACACCUGACAGAAAUGGCCUUUUUCCCACUGGCAAUGGCAAAAACCAAGUAUUAUUGCAAAGAUGUAUUUAGAUUUAGAAGAUGGGAUUGCACAACAAUUGACAGAGACCAUCAUGGUGUUGAUUUAAGAGAAGAUACAAAAGAGUCUGCAUUCGCGCAUGCACUUUUCUCUGCAUCAUUAGCACAUUCUGUUGCAAAAGCUUGCAUGGAUGGCAAGGUUGCUGGCUGUUCAUGUGCGAAGAAACCCGCGUAUCUUCCCGAGGGUAAAAGUAUAAACGAUCUUCGAUUCAGCAGCUGCACAAAUUUCUUAUCAAUUGGCAUCAGAUUCGCUCAACGAUUUGCCGAUGCUGGGUUUAAGAAGAAAAAGAAGAAUGCAAAGCAUAUAUCAAGUGAACUCAAGCAACACAAUAGCAGGAUUGGAAGAGAGGCUCUGAUCAGCCCAGACAACAUACAUUGCCGCUGCCAUGGCGUGUCUGGAAACUGCGCAGUAAAAAGUUGCUGGAAAAGAAUACCAUUCAUGACCAACAUUGCAUUGAAGUUGAGAAAACUGUACGACAAUGCAGCAAUGGUCGUUUACGACAACUUGAAACGUCGUUUUGUAUCAAAAUGGCUGGGAACUGAUAUCAAUCGAAAUCAACUGAUAUACGCCUAUGAAUCUCCUAAUUACUGCAUUGCAAACCGCGAUCUGGGUGUUAGUGGCACUCAAGGAAGAUCAUGCAAUCACACAGCCACCGGGUACAAUAGCUGCGAAGUACUUUGUUGUGGUAGGGGUGUUAAGGUACAGCGCACUGCAGUGGUCGAGAGAUGUCGCUGCAAAUAUGUUUGGUGCUGUUAUGUCAAGUGUAAAGAGUGCAGUCGAUCAUAUGACGAAUACAUAUGCAAAUAGAAGACCGUCGAAAUCUUAUUCGUGUCUUUUGGGGCGAUCACCUUCAACGCGCCAAAACCACCUUAAAGGUGGUAUUAUUGUGGCAUACUUGAUCUGCCUUGCUUCUGCAUGUCGCUCUUCAAUUUAUUGUCGAGGAAAAAACAAACUGUUAGUCCAUGAAAAUCUCUGCAGUAUAAAUGGAAAUUUGCACCAUGGACAUAGGCAGUAUGGUGAUAUGCUUAAUGUAAAAAUGCCUAUUUGCUAUAAACGUAAAUAAUGACUAAGCUAUUGAAGUAAAAGGCAAAUUGCAUUCGUUGCUGCAUAAAUGUACAUAAGGAGAGUUCCGAAGUACACAAGUAGCAAGGGGUAUUAUAUUUAUCUCAAAAUAAGAAUUUGUCCAUGUACCAUAUAGAAGUACUUUUGAUUUCAAUGAAAACUAGGCCAUUUUCUUUUUUUCCAGUCACGAUUAUUUCAAAUUACUUAAAUGUUGUUUUAAGCACAAAGAAUUUUCUAGAAUGUUCCAUUCACUUUGAAUUCUUUAAUAAUUCACCAGUCUGUGGUUUUACAUCUGUCAUAUCUUUAUAUAAUUCUUCUGAAACUCAUGUUACAAUUAUUCUGGAAAUUAAAACCUUCAAGAAGUUGCUAGAAAUUAAUUAAAAUUGAUAUUACGAUAGCAACUUGUAAUACUAUUUACCCUUAAAAAUCUUAUCAAAAAUGUUGAGCACCAUUUUUCACUGGUUAUUUAUUCUUUAUACUGUUUCAACAAUGGAUAUAAUUUCCUAAUAGUGGUCCCAGGGUAACCUUGUUCCCCAGUUCUCAAAUUUAUUUUAGGAAUUUCUUUUGCUCUUUAAUGUUCUUCCGUAAUGCUCUUUAUGAUUUUCAUAAGCCAUCGGGUCCCUUGAGUAGAAGACAUUUACUUUUCUAGACGAAUACUCUCUAAAGUAUGCAUUUGAUUUCCUACUAAAAUUAAAGCUUACACAGGUCCUCGAUACUUGUGAUAAUGUGUGAUAACGACGAAAUGAAACGAAUCGACUUGGAA